Messenger RNA from Homalodisca vitripennis (glassy-winged sharpshooter), 876 nucleotides. RefSeq lists its product as uncharacterized. The transcript is spliced from 3 exons. Lineage: Eukaryota; Metazoa; Arthropoda; Insecta; Hemiptera; Cicadellidae. The record is from RefSeq and is a predicted model, not a curated record. Bases 108 to 785 code for a protein of 225 amino acids.
UACUGUAAUAACUUCACACAACAUUCCGAAAACAUUGUGCACCACAACACACACAGACUCACACACAUCUACGUUUACUUCAAAAUUACCAGUUCACACUCAACAGAAUGGGGAAGGGUUGUUGCGGCCAGGAACGGGGGACGUCUGCCGCCGGGUCCCCCAGGAGAGCCGGGCACGACGAGGAGGUCUGCCAUGGUACCAACGAGCGUCGACGAGACCUCCUCGAACAGUUGAAGAUUUUCCUGGAUGAGUUUGAUGAGAGGCCGUGCAAAGUAGAGCCGCCCAGCAAGAUGUCCGCCACGAGGCCCCUGGGCGAGUACCCCGAGUACAUCAAGAACCACUGCCAGUCCUGGAUGCCGCCCAUGCCACGACCGCCCCUCAUCUCCAGUGUGCAGACCCACGAGCUUCGCCCCACCGAGGACUACGACCGCAUGAGUCAGAACGACUCGGAGUACAUCACCUAUGUCGACGUACGCUCCAAGCCAAAACCUACGUUGCACCCACGCUGUGACUGUGCUAAAAGGAACGGUCUGCAAGAUCACUGCGAAAGGCCUGAGUGCAAGCCGCCCACGCCACAAUGUUUGGCCUCCAACCCCGGUCCCUGCUGCCCGCCCUCCAUGGGACUCACGGGUCGCGAGGCUGCCAUGGGUCAGUCCCCCGGUUCCUCCGCUCAGUCCUCCGCUGUUCCUAAAAGGCCAGAACUCAAGAUGGCGUGUUUCUGCAAGGCCUCUCCCUCAGAGAUGCCAUCGGGCCAGAAAUACAUCUGCUGUCCCAUGUCUCAGUAGGAGGUCCUAGAAUUCUACAAAUAAAUGUUAUUGUUGGUAAUUUUACAAUUGUAUUACAGACUGCCAAUAUACUCUCGUACAUAGCCAAAAA